AUGAAUCCCACUUCCAAACCUUCGCAGACCUCUCUGUUUCAAGUUUAUCUCCGUCUUCGGCCUCCGAUUUCCCAGCCAAAAGACAUCCAACCGGAUCGCUGCUUGAUUGUUGAUCCUCCGGAGCAUAAUAACGAACAUGCAGAAGAUGGCCAGGAUGCUCCGCUCCCGGCUGCUACCCACAUCACGCUGCAGCCUCCCGCGGAUUCGAGGAAACGAGCUGUGGAGAGGUUCGGGUUUACACAGGUUUUUGACGAGGCGGCAUCGCAAAUAGAUGUUUUUCAGGAUACAGGCAUGGAUGAUAUUAUCAGGGGUGUAUUGCUUGAGGGUCGAGAUGGAUUGAUCGCUACACUGGGCGUUACUGGGAGUGGAAAGAGUCACACCAUUCUCGGCUCGAAAUCGCAAGGAGGACUUACGCAAAUGUCCCUGGACGUGAUCUUCAAAGCGUUGGAACCCACUAUCAAACCCCCGGACAACUCAAUCAACCCCAACCUAUUAGCAUCCGUCGCCGCAUCGGAUCCCUGCGAGGCCCAGUUUUUCGCGGCCCAGACUUUCCUCGAAGCAGUUUACGGCGACCCAAAUGCGGACCGUGGCAGGAACUCGAGAGCCCAGACUCCGAUAAGCUCGUCUAGAGGCAAUACCCCUUUGAUGGUAAGGAACCCUCUUCCCUCAAAGUCGAUGCAAGCAACAUCGGUUUUUGGACGGCUUUACCCAAAUUUACCUCCGUUCCCUACUUCACCCCUCAGGUUUAGUCGCAGGCCUUCCCAGAGCCCGGAGCGUGGAGAUUCAGACAAUGUACCCAAAGAAUCCAUUCGAUUGGUCCCUGGAUCCCCAUCAACGUCAUAUACACACCCAAGGAUGAUGAAUAGUCUUGCUAAAUCAGGAUUUCAAUCUUUAAAGGAUCCGAUGCCCGCCCUGAUCUUCCCCCGUCGACAGAUGCCACAGCGCCCCAGCGUGUUACCCCGAGUACCUGACGUUACUCAAUUCGCCCCGGAUUUGAACCCGAAGUCCGAGUACAUGGUUCUCGUCUCCAUGUACGAAGUGUACAAUGACCGAAUCUUCGAUCUUUUGUCCCCCGCCGUUGCACCCGGGCAAGGAAGUUCCCGUCAAGCGGGAAACAACCAAAAGGACCGGAGAAGGCCCGUCAUGCUCAAGUACACCGAAGGCUCCCCCGAUCGAAAGGUUGUUGCCUCACUGAGAAAGAUCGCCUGCAGCACCUAUGAAGAGGCGCUGGCGGUUCUCGAUGUCGGGCUUACGGAGCGCAAGGUUACUGGAACCGGCGCAAACAGUGUCAGUUCCCGGAGCCAUGGAUUCUUUUGCCUUGAGGUCAAGAGACGUAUGAGGCAUAAGAUCACUGGCGAGGAGACAUGGGUCGGAAAUAUUCUUACUGUUGCUGAUCUUGCUGGUUCCGAGCGCGCAAGGACUGCUAAAACCGCCGGAUCAACCCUUGCUGAAGCCGGAAAGAUUAACGAAAGUCUGAUGUAUCUGGGACAGUGCUUACAGAUGCAGAGCGAAAUCCAAGACGGCAAAGCCGCUCUUGUCCCGUACAGACAGUGCAAGCUAACUGAGCUACUAUUCUCUAACUCAUUCCCAUCCUCAAACUCCUCUCAUAGCCGCGCACCACAAAAAGCAGUCAUGAUAGUCACAGCUGAUCCUCUGGGAGACUAUAAUGCUACUUCACAGAUCCUCCGCUACUCCGCUCUAGCCAAGGAUGUCGCCGUAGCUCGUGCACCUUCUCCGACUGAGAGCGUUUACUCGGCUACCUUGCGUUCCUCGAGGGUAUCAGACCAUGGGCGGAACUCACCAGAUCCAGCAUUGAAUGAAGAGCUUGAAAACGCCUUGGCUGUAAUUGCACGAUUGACCUCUGAGAACGAGAACCUCUCUGUACGACUUACACAAGAAGAGAUCGCACGUACAGAGCUUGAGAUGCAUUUGAAAGCAAGCGACGAAAGAUGCCUCAUGAUCGAGCAAGAAGUACGAGAGGAAUGUUGGGCUGAGAUGGACGAAAAGAUGGAAGAGGAAAGGAAGAGGUGGCAGAGUGCAUGGGAUGACCAGACCGGAUACAACGAUGGGCAUAUGGAUAAGAAGAUCGAAUUGCUCUCCCGUGGCUUCCACAUAAACGAAGACCCCGAACCACCCGCAGAUGAAAAAUACCAAUCCCUCGAAUUCGAAAACGACCAACUCCGCGCCAAAAUCAUCACCCUUGAGCGAGAACUCAACUGCCGCUCCCCAACUAAACAACCAACAAGACCAAGGACCAGGAACGCCCUCAAGUCAUCUCGAAACUCGAACCUUCUCGGACGCGAGAGUGACAUCGAGUCUGCGCUGCGUCAUAUGGAUCAGCUCAAGUUGGCUGAGAAUAUGUUCGCUCCUUCUGUUACGGCUGGUUCGGGGGGUUCGCCGGGGAAGAGGACUAGGAAGAUGGCGACGAGGAAGUGGGAUUUGGCGCCUGAGGAUGAGAUUUGA
This is a messenger RNA of Aspergillus glaucus CBS 516.65, 2463 nucleotides long. Its product is annotated as kinesin family protein. NCBI's taxonomy places the organism in Eukaryota, Fungi, Ascomycota, Eurotiomycetes, Eurotiales, Aspergillaceae. The transcript has 4 exons. The record is from RefSeq and is a predicted model, not a curated record. The coding region runs from base 1 to 2463 and encodes 820 amino acids. Gene Ontology annotation, molecular function: ATP hydrolysis activity; microtubule binding; microtubule motor activity. Gene Ontology annotation, biological process: microtubule-based movement. Gene Ontology annotation, cellular component: kinesin complex; nucleus; microtubule.